GCUGGGGUCCUAAUCUGUCACCUAGGGCAGAGCACCAUGCAGCCCAUCCCCCUGCCUUAGCACUUCCCAGCCCCCAGGCUCCCACCCUCAUGCCCCACCCAUGACCCCGCCCCCUCUUCCCAGGCUAUAGGGAGCAACUUGGCUUGGCCCCCGAUACCCUGCAGAAGCAGGCGGACCACUGCAAUGACCGCCGCAUGGCCUCCAAGCGCGUGCAGGAGCUCAGCACUGGCCUCUUCUUUGCCGUUCUGGUCAAGGAGAGUGGCCCCCUGGAGUCAGAAGCCGUGGUGAUGGUCGUCCUGAACCAAGCCUUUGACGUGCUGGUGCUGCGCUACGGCGUGCAGAAGCGCAUCUACUGCAACGUGAGUGCCCUGGGAGAGCCCGGGGGCGGGCGGGGCAGCCCAAGCCAUCCCACCCCGGAGGGGUGCAGGCUGUGAUGCGUCCCACUCCACCCCUCGCUCCCCCAACCCUAGCACAAAGCCUACCUGAUGGACCUUGCUGAGAUGCCCACCUCUUCCACCUGGGAUGGUGGCUCCAGGCCCAGGGCCGGGCCUGGCCCCCUUCCCCAAGGACCCAGGAACCAGAAAGCGGCCCCUCCAUGGGCAGUACAGCUCGGCAGGGUGUGCGGGCUUUGGGGACUGUGCUUAUUAGGAACGUGAAGGAAUGAAAGGCCAGCGAAUGGUCCUUGGCAGCUCUGGAAACUGUGUCCCCUGAAGACAAGGGAGAGAACUGUCCCUGACCCGGCUCCUGCGCUGGGUGACUGUUGAUUCACAGUUCUCUCUAAGGGGACAUGGACCUGUCCUAAUGCCACCUUAGGGGCUUGGCUGCAGCUGGCCCUGGGGUCCUCAGGUCACCACCUGGCCCCUGUGCCUGGCUUUGAAUUUCCUAAUAUCCAGAGUGCCCGGGGAGUGCAGUGUCCAGCCCAUUGUGCGCAGCAAAUGUGGUGUUCAUAACCUGGAGCCGGGCAGAAGAGGAAGGACGGAGUCCACCUGCAGACCCUUGGGGCUCUGUGUCCUGAAGUUCAAGUCUAGGUCACCCCGCGGUGGGCCCAGCCCCGCCUGCACCGACAGAUGGCACCAGCAGGGGGCGCAGCACUCCUCCGCCACUGUUCUCUGUUCCCACCUCAGUGCAGUGAGCCCUGGGCCCAUUAGCACACAGAGCCAGGAGCCUGCAAGCCCCGCCCUUGGCCCGUGGUUACUCUCACCUGCUGCCUCAGCCAGAGGUGGCCUGGCAGGGCCUCCCUGAAGCUCCUUCCAGCCAGGCAGGUG
Sapajus apella (tufted capuchin) is the source of this 1265-nucleotide messenger RNA. Its product is annotated as DIS3-like exonuclease 2. Gene Ontology annotation, cellular component: exosome (RNase complex); P-body. The coding region runs from base 195 to 434 and encodes 79 amino acids. Lineage: Eukaryota; Metazoa; Chordata; Mammalia; Primates; Cebidae. Gene Ontology annotation, biological process: mRNA catabolic process; miRNA catabolic process. Gene Ontology annotation, molecular function: 3'-5'-RNA exonuclease activity. The transcript is spliced from 2 exons. The record is from RefSeq and is a predicted model, not a curated record.